AUGCCACGUAGAAAGCCAAUCACCAAGCUGGGCGUGUUUGGAAAAUAUGAUCUAAAUCCGGAGCAGGCAGCAGAAAACUACUUCGAAUCGAAAUUGAACAAUAAGUUUUAUGUUAACGUUCCCGGCUGGGAUGUCGCACGCAAUGGAUUCGAGCUUAAGGGCAUUCACAAUGAUCAUGACUAUAUGGAAAUCACCAAGGAACAGCAUCGAAUGCGUGAACAAGCCCAACGCCAGGUGGUGGUCAAUCGGAAACGCUUGGAGCAGACGACCGAUCUACUGCAGCGAAUGCGGGCCGAAUUUGUCGAGUUGAACGAUUUCCUUAAAGAUUGCGAAAUGAAGGAACAGAACGCACUGGAUACGGUUAAACGGGAAAAGCAAAAGCACGAACUAUAUGGACAAAAGAUUGCACAGCUCGAGACGGAUCUAGAAACGUUAGACGAGUUUGUAGUAAAAUAUGAGGCAACGAUCAACACAUUUGAACCGUUCGAGAAAGUCAUGGAACAAACGAUCGCCGAAUCAAAGAGCUUCGACAGUAUGCAAGAUCUUAUUCAGCGUUGCGAUUCACUUUUGCUGGCACAGGUUGAAAUUUCUGCAGUGGAGCAACAAAAGAUCCAAGAAAUAGAGGAAAUACGACAGAAUCUGUUCAAGGCAACCAAGACGGCGCUGCACAUAAUUACCGGUUUAAAUAAUGACCUAUCGGAACUAUUGACACAAUACGUUGCCGCCAAGGAGGAGGGAUUACGGUGGGAAAAAUCCGUCACCGUCGUCAAGAGCUACAUGGUGGAGAAUGAGUCGAGCAUCAACUGUCUACUGGACGCAAUCAAUCACGUGUACAUUCUGUUACGCAAACGCCGAGGAUCGGCACCGAUCGCACCACGUGGCGAUGUCGAAACGCAGCUCGAUCACAUCAAGGAUGAAAUCGAGAUACUGCACGAUGUACGUAAGCAGGCAGCGGCUAAGCUACGCAACGAUGGGCAUAGCCUGUGCGGAGAGAAGGGCACGGAGCGACGCAAGACGACACUGUAA
Anopheles maculipalpis is the source of this 1026-nucleotide messenger RNA. RefSeq lists its product as uncharacterized. The record is from RefSeq and is a predicted model, not a curated record. NCBI's taxonomy places the organism in Eukaryota, Metazoa, Arthropoda, Insecta, Diptera, Culicidae. Bases 1 to 1026 code for a protein of 341 amino acids. The transcript has 6 exons.